GCCUCUCGGCGGGGUCGACACGCCGCGGCCCCGCGCGGGCUGCUCGGCCGAGGCGGCGCGUGUGCGGCGGCGGCGGCGGGCGGGAGCGCGGAGGUGGAGGGAAGGGGGGCGCUGUCACGGAGACGCGGGCCGCGGGAGCCCCCGGCGCCAGGCCACUCGGCUGCCCGGGCGCGGGCCGUGCGCGUCGCCCAGCCGGGCCGCCAGGGAGCCCACCGGGCGGAGGAGGGGGCCCGUCUCCCCUUCCGCCUUUUCCUGGGUCUCUCUCCCGGGCGGUGACGUGACGUGCUGACGGCGGGCCCGUGCCGGGGCGCUGGGCCGCUUUUUGUCAGCUCCGAGCUCGGCCCCUCCUCCCUCCCUCCGCCCGCCCCACCAGCCGGAGCCCGGCCCAGUGCUCCAGAGAAAGGCCGGCCUGCAGCACCCGCCACCGUCGCCGACCGCCCGCCCGCCCGUCCGGAGCUGUGACUGAUGAGAAUUAAAGGCCAUGGAUGAAGAUGGACUUGAAUUGCAGCCUCAAGAUCCAAACUCAUUCUUUGAUACAGGAGCUGAUGCAACACACAUGGAUGGUGAUCAGAUUGUUGUGGAAGUACAAGAAACUGUUUUUGUUUCAGAUGUUGUGGAUUCAGAUAUAACUGUGCAUAACUUUGCUCCUGAUGACCCAGACUCAGUUGUAAUCCAAGAUGUUAUUGAGGACGUUGUUAUAGAAGAUGUUCAAUGCCCAGAUAUCAUGGAAGAAGCAGAUGUAUCUGAAACAGUCAUCAUUCCUGAGCAAGUGCUGGACUCAGAUGUAACUGAAGAAGUUUCUUUAGCACAUUGCACAGUCCCAGAUGAUGUUUUAGCUUCUGAUAUUACUUCGGCCUCAAUGUCUAUGCCAGAGCAUGUCUUGACAAGUGAAUCUAUACAUGUGUCUGACGUUGGACACGUUGAACAUGUGGUUCAUGAUAGUGUAGUAGAAGCAGAGAUUGUCACUGAUCCCUUGACAAGUGAUGUGGUUUCAGAAGAAGUAUUGGUAGCAGACUGUGCCUCUGAAGCUGUCAUAGAUGCCAAUGGGAUCCCCGUGGACCAGCAAGACGAUGACAAGAGCAACUGUGAAGACUACCUUAUGAUUUCCUUGGAUGAUGCUGGCAAAAUAGAACACGACGGUUCUUCUGAAAUGACCAUGGAUACAGAGUCAGAAAUUGAUCCUUGUAAAGUAGAUGGCACUUGUCCUGAAGUCAUCAAGGUGUACAUUUUUAAAGCUGAUCCCGGAGAGGACGACUUAGGUGGCACCGUAGACAUUGUGGAGAGUGAACCUGAGAAUGAUCAUGGAGUUGAGUUACUUGAUCAGAAUAGCAGUAUUCGUGUGCCGAGAGAAAAAAUGGUCUAUAUGACUGUCAACGACUCUCAGCAAGAAGAUGAAGAUUUAAAUGUUGCCGAAAUCGCAGAUGAAGUUUAUAUGGAAGUGAUCGUAGGUGAGGAGGAUGCAGCUGCAGCAGCGGCGGCAGCUACUGCACAUGAGCAGCAAAUAGAUGACAAUGAAAUCAAAACCUUCAUGCCCAUAGCAUGGGCAGCAGCUUACGGUAAUAAUUCUGAUGGAAUUGAAAACCGGAAUGGCACUGCAAGUGCCCUCUUGCACAUAGAUGAGUCUGCUGGGCUUGGCAGACUGGCUAAACAAAAACCAAAGAAAAGGAGAAGACCUGAUUCCAGGCAGUACCAAACAGCAAUAAUUAUUGGCCCCGAUGGACAUCCCUUGACUGUCUAUCCAUGUAUGAUUUGCGGGAAAAAGUUUAAGUCGAGAGGUUUUCUGAAGAGGCACAUGAAAAACCAUCCUGAACACAUUACUAAGAAGAAGUACCGCUGUACUGACUGCGAUUACACUACCAACAAGAAGAUCAGUUUACAUAACCACCUGGAGAGCCACAAGCUGACCAGCAAGGCAGAGAAGGCUAUUGAAUGCGAUGAGUGUGGGAAGCAUUUCUCUCAUGCUGGGGCUUUGUUUACUCACAAAAUGGUGCAUAAGGAAAAAGGAUCCAACAAAAUGCACAAGUGUAAAUUCUGUGACUAUGAAACAGCUGAACAAGGGUUACUGAAUCGCCACCUUUUGGCAGUCCACAGCAAGAACUUUCCCCAUAUUUGUGUGGAAUGCGGUAAAGGUUUUCGUCACCCAUCAGAGCUCAAAAAGCACAUGCGAAUCCAUACUGGGGAGAAGCCGUACCAAUGCCAGUACUGCGAAUAUAGAUCUGCAGACUCUUCUAACUUGAAAACGCAUGUAAAGACUAAGCAUAGUAAAGAGAUGCCAUUCAAGUGUGACAUUUGUCUUCUGACUUUCUCAGAUACCAAAGAGGUGCAGCAACAUGCUCUUAUCCACCAAGAAAGCAAAACACAUCAGUGUUUGCACUGCGACCACAAGAGUUCGAACUCAAGUGAUUUGAAACGACAUAUAAUUUCAGUUCACACCAAGGACUACCCUCAUAAGUGUGACAUGUGUGAUAAAGGCUUUCACAGGCCUUCAGAACUCAAGAAACACGUGGCUGCCCAUAAGGGUAAAAAAAUGCAUCAGUGUAGACAUUGUGACUUUAAGAUUGCAGAUCCUUUUGUUCUGAGUCGCCAUAUUCUGUCUGUCCACACAAAGGAUCUGCCGUUUAGGUGUAAGAGAUGCCGAAAGGGGUUCAGGCAACAGAAUGAGCUUAAAAAGCAUAUGAAAACACACAGUGGUAGAAAAGUGUACCAGUGUGAGUACUGUGAGUAUAGCACUACAGAUGCCUCCGGCUUUAAGCGGCACGUUAUUUCCAUUCAUACAAAGGACUAUCCUCACCGUUGUGAGUACUGCAAGAAAGGGUUCCGAAGACCGUCGGAGAAGAACCAGCACAUAAUGCGACAUCAUAAAGAAGUUGGCCUGCCCUAAUGCUAUAAUGCUAUACUUCUACAAGCAUUUGUAGAGAUUGGCCUUGAAACAAAAUAAUUUUAAAGCCAGUCAGUCUUGUUCACAAACAAUACUGUAUAUUGAUUUAUGCUGUGUACAAAUAGAAUUAUUGCUUCUAGUUGCCUUUUUUUUUUUUUUACAUUUUUUUCAGUAGUGUGUUCUGAAUUCUAUUCAGUUUGUUUAAUAAAUGGGGGAAAGCGGCAACAAGCAAGUUGCUUUUAAUAAAGUAAUCCCUGGUUCUAUAUUGAAUUUUUCUAUCUUAGAAAUUUUAUAUUUAUUUAAAUAUUUACCUUGCUUACCUUGAUGGUACUCUUCUAAGGCCAUUUACUUAAGGUAACUUGACAUUGGUAACUUGGAAAGCAUUCAUGUGGCCUUGUUUAUUUUUCCCAUGAAUUUCUCACAAUAAAAUUGUCAGAGACAUCUACUAAUAUUCACAGAAGGUUUUACUAUAAGAGCUAAUAUCCUAACAUGGCAGUCAUUUACUUGUCUAGCUCAAUAUUUUUAGACCACAUGACAAUGAAGGUUUCUAUUUGAGCUUUUGCGUCCCUGGCAUCGCUGAGUAAGGAACAGUGGCUGGGUUCGUGUUUACUUUCCGUUUUGUUUAGCAGACAAAAUGUACUUUUUGGGGGGAUUUCUUUGAAGUAUUUACAUCUUUUGUCAGCAUAGCAAAGUUUUAGAGAAAUUUAUUGAAAAUUUUUGCUUGGGCCUGUUGUAAUUUGAUUAUUCUGUAUGUGCUGCUUUGUCUUGGAAUGGUUGUGAGAAUUAACUGAAGAUUGCAUUUUGGAAUCUCCUAGAGGUAAUUUGUGGCUCAUAGGAUCUUUUGCAACUUUAUAUAUGUAAAUGUACCCUGAAUUAUCUAUAUGCACAUAUAUAUAUAACACAUGUAUCUGUGUGUAUUGCUUAUUUUACAUAUUUAUACACACAACCCCAAGUAGUAGUUGUUUAAAAUCUAUAACGAAAGUAUUAAAAUUUACAAUAACAUGAAAGAUGCAGGGAUGCAUGUGAGAGCAUUUUAUAAGUCAUGCUCUUCAGAGAGACUACUCAGGUGAUGAAUUAGAAGGAAAAUAAGGACACUAGUAUUUUUAAAGAGUAAAGGUAUUUUAAGUAUCUUUGGUAAUUGAAAAAAUAGAAGUUAAGAUGUUUCUAGCUAGAAUGUUUUCAUACAACUUCAGCUCCAUGCCUUUAUAUUUUUCUGGAAAGUUGAGAUGAGAAUCCAGACAACUCCCUCUGUUCUCUCUGCGAAGCCCAUGGGGGAACAACGUGUGUCACCAGGUGAGGUGGACUGAGGAGGCAGCAGCUCCAUGUACCAGAAAUUGGGUGCUAAUUCAGCAGGUUCAACCUGAUCAGUUGUUUCUUGGUGACAGCCAGCAAACUUUUAAAAAAAACUCAAUGUUCGAGUUGGCUUUGAUUAAAAAGUUAAAGGUGCGUUUUAAGUGUCUGAGGGAAUUCUGAGGCCUUAUUUGUGGAACAUCACAAAGUCUUUCACAGUUUUGUGUUUUAGAGUUGAUAUUUUUUAACAAGUGAUUGUGAAUCAGUCACACGUUCAUAAAAUAAACUGGGCUAAUUGGAACAAAUUGAUUAGGUUAAGUUGAAUUGUGGAGAACUGAAAGUUUUGGGGGUCCCUUGGUCUGGGCACGAGAGUAUCUGACAUGUCGUAGGAGAUUAGGACUAUUCUUCCCACUUGGUAGCUACCUUGCCACUCCGUUACGGUGCUCCAUCCCCAUUGUGCGAUUUGGUUUUUUAUCUUGUGUCUUUCUCUUUUCCAUUAAUACUUGUAUUUAAGAGUUACAGCUUAGAAAUCUAAAUAGUUGGCGUUUAGCAAGCCUCUGAAGUGCUCGAUUGAUUUAUUCUAGUUCUAAAUCAGUACUCCAGGCUGGCGUGAACUCCAACCUGAAUGUCAGUCAAAGCCAAGGCCUGGCCUCUCGGUGGGAACCCCUGAUCCUCCUUGGCCCCGAUAACAUAUUUUCUCUUUUAAUUUAUUACUGUAUGAUUCAUUGCCCUCCAGUACUAUUCUUGAAAGCUCUGUCUGUUUUUUUGUGAGAACUUUAAAAAAGAUUCCUAAAUUUUUUUUCCAGAAAUGUAAAAAAAAUGUUAGCUAAAAGUGGACAUUGAUUACUUUAAAUGUCCUAAAUGUCCUGUAAAAUUGAUAUAAAAAGUAUAAAUAAUUGGACAUUUAAGUAUAUUUUUUUAAAUAAACUGAAAGAUAAAGAACACAACACUUUGCAUACACACUUUAUAUUUCUCUUACAUAAUCUGGAAUCAUACACAGUUCUUUUCUUUUUAAAGCACAAUAUUGAAACCUUUAAAAGGUAUUUAAGGGUUUGGUCAAGUAAAUAUGAUAAAAAUGUAUUUGUAUGUAUAAAGAUAAAAUUGUAGUCACUGUUAUGUACUGACAUUAGUUACAACCUAGUUUUAAUUCUUAAAACAAUUUUGAUUAGCAAAGCUAAAAAAAGGAUAUUUCAGUUAAAUGUUUUAAAGAGGUACAGAUUUUUACAAGGACAUAAUAUAAGUUAUUGUUCUGUAGAAAUACCCUAUUAAAUAUUGUAUGUCCCACCCUCUGUACACUUUGUAAAAAAAAGUAAAAUACAUAAAAAGAAAAUCAUAUAGGGAUGUGUGACAUUAUUGUAAUUGUGUACUUGAGAAUAACGUGCAAAAAUAAAAAUCAGAUUAUUUUCCUGUUAUGAAUGUUUAGUCUAUUUGAUACCAGUACUAAGUUAAUGCUUUUUCUGAAGGAAAAAAAAUGUACAGUUUUUGUAAAACCUAAUAAACAUCAAAAGCAGUGGAUUAUUUUCAUUUCCCCAUUUCUUAAUUCCUUUUAUGCAGCAGUAGUAUGCAAAGUGCUUGAUUGCUUUUAAUUUGUGACUCAGAUGCAAAUACUGAUAUUAUUUCAGCCCUGUGAAUUUGCAAGUACUUUCAAAAAAGUGAAAAGGGUACUGGUGAGUUCUUUCAUGAACGUGCCCUUGAAAUUCAUUUUAACCUUCAUAAAGGAUCUGUUAAAUUAGCACCACCAAUUCCCCUGAGGAAAAUAUCCAAUGCAUAAAGUAGUUUUUGAGAGCACUUAGUUCAUUUCAGUAUCAAUCCACAGCACGUUAGCCGUUUGAGAUUGUUCCCACCUCCACGGCAGUAGUCCUUCCUAGAGUUACUCUUUGUGCCCAGUUUGAAUAACUUUAGUAGACACUAAUAUACUGAAGAUUGAUUACGUCACCAUAAAAAUGGGAAGUUAGGUAAAGGUUUUCAUAAAUCAAAUAUGUUUAAGUCAUCUUUGUUUUUUUUCCUUUGAUUUAAAUGAGAACCUUCUAUUCUUCAGAUAUAUAGGAACAAGUUGUUUCCUAAUAGUUAAAACUAUAAGUAAUCAAAACUUGAGGUAAGUGAUCAAGAGAGCAUAGUAAAAUGUCACUGUCCAGUGCCAUAAACCUAACCCAACAAUAUGCUGAAAAACUGAGAUGCCUAACAGAAUAUCUUGCCAGUCCAUGAUCCUCAACCAGAUACUGCUCUCUUCUCUGGGAAUUUCAGUACUAACAGUUUUCUGUAUUUCCCAAGAAAUCUAGUAUUUGUGCAAGGAAAGGGUGUGCUCAGUCACAAUCUUAGAGGGGUAGGGUAGUAUUUCAGAACAGUGAUUUUUUUUUUUUUCCAAAAUGUGACCUGGCAGCAGCACCUUCAUAAUCACCUGGGACUUUGUUAAGGAUGCAAAUUCUCAGCCCCCGCCCCAAACCACUGAAUUGGGAAACUGGGCGUAGGGCCCAGCCAUCUGUGUUUUAACAUGUUCUCCAAGUGAUUGAAUGCGUGCUUAAGAUUGCAAAAACACUUUAGAGCACUUCAGGAACUCAGAAGAUGACUGGCGCAACAUUUUGUGUAGUGGACAAGAAAAAAUCUUAGAGAAUAGUCAGUGAAGAUGAAAUGGGACUUAGUUUUAUACCUUGACGUUACACCUUUCAGAGUGUGAGCCUGACAGUUAAGUAAAUCCCUCAGUGCACAUAUUAAUAGCCUAUAGCCUGUAAGUCUUACAUUGCUUUCUUCAGUUACGUUCCUCACAGUGAAGCCAAAUUCAGAGGAGACUACGAAAGUUAAAGAGGAGGGCUGAAAAGUGUGUCUGUCUGUGUUUAACCAAUUGGCCCAGUUUUACGUGAGCAACAGCUGAAAAGCCAUUUUGCCACAUGUUUAGAUAAGGUCAAAGUCAAGUUUGCCCUUUUGGAUUUUGUUUUAUCUUUUGUGUAUAUGUUGUUUGCUUUUUUCAUAAAACCUUGGAUUUGUUAUAUAUUGUUCCUGUUUUUGACAUCUUUCUAUUGUAAAUAAAUUCCUAUUUUGUUUUAA
Sorex araneus (European shrew) is the source of this 7210-nucleotide messenger RNA. RefSeq names its product zinc finger protein X-linked (gene ZFX). The transcript has 8 exons. NCBI's taxonomy places the organism in Eukaryota, Metazoa, Chordata, Mammalia, Eulipotyphla, Soricidae. Bases 482 to 2881 code for a protein of 799 amino acids. Gene Ontology annotation, molecular function: RNA polymerase II transcription regulatory region sequence-specific DNA binding; metal ion binding; DNA-binding transcription factor activity, RNA polymerase II-specific. Gene Ontology annotation, biological process: regulation of transcription by RNA polymerase II. The record is from RefSeq and is a predicted model, not a curated record. Gene Ontology annotation, cellular component: nucleus.